AUGCUUGUCCGUCUCGGUACACGCACGCUGACCUGUCCCAACUGCGAAGUCGACAACACGGGCACAGUUGCGCUGCAUUCAAAGGUGCUCGGGUCUCGAAUUCCGCUGAUCGCGGGCGACGCGCUUGUGCUCGCCGUGACGCAGCGGAAGACGUACUACCGGCUCAAGAAGGCGGCGGACGCGGCGCACAUGAAAACGUCCAAAGCAGAGCUGCUUCUUCGGAAUGGCACGAUCUACUCCGGGUUGAUGCUCGUCUUGAACGUCCUCCAGAUCCUCAUCGCCUUUGUCGAGCAAGUUGCUUUCAUGGGCGACAUCGUCGACAUCCGCAGCCGCAGCCUAAACUCGAACCUCGUCUCGCGCUUCCUCAUUAACUUGCGUGCGCUCGACGCACAAUAG
Messenger RNA from Trametes versicolor FP-101664 SS1, 396 nucleotides. RefSeq lists its product as uncharacterized. The transcript is spliced from 7 exons. The coding region runs from base 1 to 396 and encodes 131 amino acids. NCBI's taxonomy places the organism in Eukaryota, Fungi, Basidiomycota, Agaricomycetes, Polyporales, Polyporaceae. The record is from RefSeq and is a predicted model, not a curated record.